This is a messenger RNA of Fusarium graminearum PH-1, 417 nucleotides long. RefSeq lists its product as uncharacterized. The record is from RefSeq and is a predicted model, not a curated record. The transcript is spliced from 3 exons. NCBI's taxonomy places the organism in Eukaryota, Fungi, Ascomycota, Sordariomycetes, Hypocreales, Nectriaceae. The coding region runs from base 1 to 417 and encodes 138 amino acids.
AUGCAUGCAGACGCCGCUGUUGAUAUCCCCACGACAACGCAGAUGGCAUCACCGGCCAAAUGCAGGCACAUACCGUUAUCUGACAACAGAGAAAGGCAGCUAUGCCACUCGAUAGCCAAGCGAUGCCACGGUCCUGGGACAGCAGGGUUUUCUCAAGAAUCCAACGCUCGCUACAGUCCAGCGACCGUAAUUCCAACUGCCGUGUUGAAAGAUCCUGACAAUCGUAUGCACCUGAACUUUGUCAGAGGCAAGCUGGAGAACCUCCACAAGUUGGUGGAGAACGAGACCACUCAGUAUGAGCUCUCGACCCAUAUGCGUCCUGGGGCCGAUACCCAUCGUUACAUAUGUAGGUCAAUAGAGAAGAGUAGCGAGCUUGACCUUGAUCCGGAAGAUGUGUCCGAGCCGGUGGAAAGCUAA